CGUCGAGCAGAUAAUAGCAACGGCCAUGGACCGCGUUCGAUCGGCGCUGGACGAGCUCGUUCUGCAGGCCAAGAAGAGCUUCCGGAGUCUCGCCGAGGACGACCGGUCGCCGGUCGAGAAGCUGCUCGACAUGCACCUCGACGAUGCGGCGCUCGUCGGCCCACCGACGGCCGCGCUCCACGACUUUGCCUCGCGUACCUUCAACGUCGUGGACUGCAAGCGCAUCUUGCAGCGUCUCUGGCACAUGAUCGAGACUGCGCCCGACCGCCCGCACGUCCUGCGCAAGGUGCUCGUGGUGUUGCACCACUGCGUCCUCCAUGGCAGCGACGCGUUUCUCAACGCUGCGUUAGCCAAGAAGCCGCUCUUGCGCGACCUCGCGCUCCAUUACAACCGGGACGAAAGCCAGCAGUACAGGUACAGCAAGGACGUGGACGCAGGCGCAGGCGUGCGCAAGCUCGCAGCCGACCUCUUUGACGUCCUCCACUCGCCACCGGCACUACACGACGCCCGGUCGGCCGCGCUGCAGCUACAGAAGAAGCUCUCGGCCUCUGGCAUUGGCCUCUUAUCGCCGUCGGCAUCGCCGCGGCCGAGCACCUACUUUGACACUUCGCGGCCCGCGCCGUACACGGACGACCCGUCACCGUCGUCCUGGGAGCUCGGCGGUCGAGGCCACGUUUGCCACGAUGUCAAGGACGCUGCCGAUGCGCACUGAUGACAUUGUUUCAAUCACAGACCUAAUGCACUUGCUUGG
Saprolegnia parasitica CBS 223.65 is the source of this 751-nucleotide messenger RNA. RefSeq lists its product as hypothetical. The record is from RefSeq and is a predicted model, not a curated record. NCBI's taxonomy places the organism in Eukaryota, Oomycota, Saprolegniomycetes, Saprolegniales, Saprolegniaceae. The coding region runs from base 26 to 712 and encodes 228 amino acids. The transcript has 2 exons.